AUGGCGUUCGGAGGCUUUCUCUGUGCUCUCCAAGUAUUUUAUCUCUUAUAUCUCUUCCAUGGCUUGUCUACCGAUGGAAACUACACACGGUGCCGAGAAACCACCCGUUUCAGAUGUCUCACGUUUUUGAACUGUUCAAAUUAUUUCUCUGGCCAAGAAUUUUUGAACAACGAUGCCGACCACUUAACCGUGAAGAGAACGAUUCGAAAAAGGAAACCCACUAGAACAGACUUCACCAAAUCUAAUCACAAGGUCACAUUUCCUAUUUGCUGGUUUGCGCUAACACUUAUCCUACUAUCAAACGAUAUACAUCUUAAUCCUGGACCAGCAUCUCCUGAGCUUCCAUUCAAUUUCUCGGACUCGUUCUUCAUUGACUCAUCCUCCAAUAAUUUGCAUAAUCUACAUAGUGAUAAUACUUCGACCUACUGUCACCUACAAGAAUCCUUCGAACAUCCUGAUUUUUUUGAUCUCCCAAAGCAAGGUAUUCGACUUGUUAGCUGGAAUGUUCAAAGUCUACCAAACAAACUCGAUGAAAUAAAAUACAUCCUUAGCGACAAACCAAACGAAAUCGACAUCUUGGGUCUCAUCGAAAGUCAUCUUUGUCCUGCUAUUGAUAACAAUAGCUUACAAUUAGACGGCUAUGCAAUUGAAAGGAAAGACAGAAAUAACAAAAAAGGAGGCGGUCUAUUGACUUACAUUAACAAUAGACUAUUGUUCAAAAGAAGAGUCGAUCUCGAAGAUGAAAAACUAGAAAUAAUAUGGCUAGAGAUUAAAACUUCUACGCAAAGCCCAACAAUCUUGACAGGAUUUAUAUACCGUCCGACGUCCACCGAUGUUCAAACCGAUAAGUUACUCAUGGAAAACAUCAACCGUGCUGUCGCUGAAAACAGAGAAACAUGGUUACUAGGAGACAUCAACAUCGACCUUCACAACCAACGGAACCUUGAACAUAAUUUUUACAAACACAUGCUUUCACUUGGCUUCAAUCAAUUGAUCUCUUCGCCAACUCGCAUCCCAUCUGAAACGUGUAUAGAUCAUAUUUAUACCAACGAACCUUCAAACGUCCUAUCUACUAAAGUACCUGAUAUCGGUCUCUCUGACCACCGCCCUGGUUGGCCGUCAGAAAACUUAAUGGCAAACUCCGACAACUACCUGGCCAUAAAACUAUCGAAUACAGAUCCUUCAAACAUUUCGACAUGGAAAAGUACAAAGAGGAUUUAAGAACUAUCCCGUGGAACACUAUG
Actinia tenebrosa (Australian red waratah sea anemone) is the source of this 1244-nucleotide messenger RNA. RefSeq lists its product as uncharacterized. The record is from RefSeq and is a predicted model, not a curated record. NCBI's taxonomy places the organism in Eukaryota, Metazoa, Cnidaria, Anthozoa, Actiniaria, Actiniidae.